Molecule: messenger RNA, 2586 nt
Organism: Cuscuta campestris
Lineage: Eukaryota; Viridiplantae; Streptophyta; Magnoliopsida; Solanales; Convolvulaceae
Source: the annotation of a GenBank genome assembly
CGUGCGACUGUCAGGCACCUCCUAGCUUUUCUUCCCCAUGCUUUUUUUUUUUUUACAUAAAAUAUUUUUCCGGCUCGUUUUUUUUUAAUAUCCCUACUGCGAAAAAAAAUAUCCCCACUACGAUCCCCUCUUGAAUUCUCAAUUCCACCGACACUAUCGGGCUUUUCUUAUUCCCCACUAUACUUCAGAUCUUCACCGACAGGUAUUCCGGUUCAGGAUUCAUAAGUCGGAUCUGGUUUGAUUGCUAUACUUCGUAUUGCUUCUUCUCAGGUUUUUCAUUUGUGAAAAAGACGAACAGUCAAUAGUUUCAAAAUUAUCAAUCAAGAAGGAUUUCGUGAGUAAGCUCAUCUAGUAUUCUAGUAAUGAGACUGUUUGAGUAUCUGUAAGAACAGGAGGCAAAGGGUGAAGCUUUUGUUGUGGAUACUAAAGCAAACCUAAUUAAAAGAUGAGAGGGAGAUCCGAAGGAGGGCAGAAAAAGCGGUUGCUACCUUGUGUAGCUGUUAUUGGGAUUUUCCUUGUUUUCCUUUAUGUGUUCUUUGGCUCUAAGAGCAGUGGUGAAUCUGCUCUAGAGUAUGGCAGCCGGUCUUUGAGGAAACUAGGGUCUUCUUACUUGGGUGGAGAUGAUGAAGGUGAUACAAAGCAAGAUGAAAAAUUUGGGCUGGAUGAUGGAAAUGAUGGUUUUUUUCUGAAAAGCUUUCCUGUUUGUGAUGAUCGGCAUUCAGAACUAAUUCCCUGUCUAGACAGACAUCUCAUAUACCAAAUGAGAUUGAAGUUGGACUUGUCAUUGAUGGAGCACUAUGAAAGACACUGUCCUCCACCAGAAAGACGGUUCAAUUGCAUGAUUUCUCCCCCUCCUGGAUACAAGGUACCUAUUAAGUGGCCUAAGAGUAGAGAUGAGGUCUGGAAAGCAAACAUACCACAUACCCACCUUGCUCAUGAGAAAUCAGAUCAGAAUUGGAUGGUUGUCAAGGGUGAAAAGAUUAUAUUUCCAGGAGGAGGCACUCAUUUCCACUAUGGGGCAGACAAAUACAUUGCUUCAAUUGCAAAUAUGUUGAACUUUUCGAAUAAUGUCUUGAACAAUGAGGGGAAUGUACGCACAGUUCUUGAUGUGGGUUGUGGUGUUGCUAGCUUUGGAGGCUAUCUUCUUUCAUCUGAUAUAAUUGCAAUGUCCUUGGCACCAAAUGAUGUGCAUCAGAAUCAGAUCCAGUUUGCCUUAGAAAGAGGAAUUCCUGCAUAUCUUGGUGUUCUUGGAACAAAGAGACUACCUUAUCCAAGCCGUUCAUUUGAGUUUGCGCAUUGUUCUCGUUGUAGGAUUGACUGGCUGCAAAGGGAUGGGAUCCUUCUUCUCGAGUUAGAUAGAGUUCUUAGACCCGGAGGAUAUUUUGCCUACUCGUCUCCCGAAGCAUAUGCACAGGAUGAAGAUGAUCUUAGAAUAUGGAGACAAAUGAGUGCACUUGUCGAACGUAUGUGCUGGAAGAUAGCUGAAAAAAGGAACCAAACGGUCAUUUGGGUUAAACCUCUAACUAAUGACUGUUACAAAGAAAGAGAACCAAAUACUCAGCCACCUCUCUGUCGGUCUGAUGAUGAUCCAGAUGCAGUGUGGGGUGUUCCAAUGGAGGCAUGCAUAACACCUUAUUCUGAUCAUGACCACAAAACCAAGGGAAGUGGAUUGGCACCUUGGCCAGCUCGAUUGACCACACCUCCUCCUCGACUUGCUGAUUUUGGAUAUUCAAAUGAAAUGUUCCAAAAGGAUAUGGAACUGUGGCGCCGGAGAGUUGAUGGUUACUUCAGGAUUCUGAGUCCCAAAAUUUCAUCAGACACCAUAAGGAAUAUUAUGGACAUGAAGGCAAACUUGGGUUCGUUUGCAGCUGCUCUCAAGGACAAGGAUGUAUGGGUAAUGAAUGUUGUACCCGAAGAUGGACCCAACACACUCAAAAUCGUAUAUGACCGAGGCCUCAUCGGCACAAUUCACAAUUGGUGUGAAGCCUUUUCCACGUAUCCUAGAACCUACGAUUUGCUCCAUGCAUGGACUGUAUUUUCUGACCUUGAGAGGAAAGGUUGUAGCGGCGAGGAUCUGUUGCUUGAGAUGGAUCGCAUCCUAAGGCCAACCGGUUUCGUUAUCAUCCACGAUAAACAGCACGUCAUUGACUUUGUCAAGAAGUAUCUGCAAGCACUGCACUGGGAAGCUGUUGGCAAGUCAACUUCAGAUCCGGAUUCAGAAGGAGAUGAUGUCGUGUUCGUCGUUCAAAAGAAGCUAUGGCUCACAAGUGAAAGCAUCAGAACUACAGAUUAGAAAUUUCAUCUUAAUCUUUUCCCCAACUCAUUUUUUCUUUUCUUUUCUUUUCUAAAUCCUACCUUCUGGAGUUUAAGCGUGCUUCAACUCCAGGAGAGAGAUAUCAUUUAUGUUUGGCUCCCUACGUUGUCUAUUUCUCAGUUUAUUUUUUACCCAUCUCUUUUUAAACUCAGAUUCCCAUUUUACUCUCAUGUUUUGGUCAAGUGAUAACACGAAUCUUACAGACAAGUUUCAUUUUGUGAAGCCAUUAAUUGAUCUCUGGGUUUUUUUUAUACAGUCAAGUAGUGUCUUUU